Molecule: messenger RNA, 804 nt
Organism: Sclerotinia sclerotiorum 1980 UF-70
Lineage: Eukaryota; Fungi; Ascomycota; Leotiomycetes; Helotiales; Sclerotiniaceae
Exons: 3
Coding region: 1-804 (267 amino acids)
Molecular function (GO): oxidoreductase activity, acting on the CH-OH group of donors, NAD or NADP as acceptor
Source: RefSeq, a predicted model, not a curated record
AUGGCCAAUAUCCUAAUCGUAGGCGCCACUCGUGGUUUGGGUGCAUCUCUUGCAAACAACUACGCUGCGCAGGAAUCAACGACCGUUUAUGGAACCACUCGUGCUGCUGCCGGUCCAUCUAAUUUGAACGAGAAGAUUGUAUGGAUACCUAAUAUUGAUGUGGCAGAAGAGGGCGCGGACAGAAGAUUGGUGAAUCAAUUAGGUAUGCUCGGAGGUGGCGGUGGAAUGGUCGAGGGUGGACGAGUCACAUUUGAUACUGUUAUCAUCACAGCUGGAUAUUUUGCUACAGAAGACUUUGUCCAUGGUCCAAAAUGGGAUGAAGAAGUGAAGAUGUACACAACGUCAGCUAUUUCUCCUCCUUUUAUAGUCCGCUCAUUGUUUCGCGCCAAAAACAUCACGGAAGGCUCCAAAAUCCUUCUUAUUUCCUCCGAGUCCGGUUCAAUUACACUACGACAUGAAAAAGAAGGUGGCGGCAAUUAUGGACACCAUGCUUCAAAAUCUGCGCUCAACAUGGUUGGAAAACUGCUAUCGCUAGAUCUGAAGGAGCAUGGAAUAAUUGUGUCGAUUUUGCACCCUGGAUUCAUGCGGACAGAAAUGACCAAGGGGGUAGGAUUUGAUAAAUAUUGGGACGAUGGAGGAGCAGUGACGCCCGACGAAGCUGCAGUGAGCUUGGUGGAAUGGGCAAAGAAGUUAGAUAUGAGUAAGUCUGGACAAUACUGGGCACCUAGGGGUCCUAGAGAUAUCGGUACAGCAGAUGUAACCAUCGGAACGGACCUGCCUACACCUUUACAAGUACCAUGGUGA